GAGCGUCUAUAUCCUAUCCUGAAGGAGGUAUUACGGUUGGAAAGUCGCGCCAAAGGAGCCGAAAUCGUCCAUCGAGGACUGCGAGCUGUUAUUCUUGGUCGGCCAAACACUGGCAAAAGCAGUUUAAUGAACGCACUUGCGCAAAGAGAUGUCGCUAUCGUAUCUGAAAGAGCAGGUACUACUAGAGAUAGCAUUGAGGUUCGACUUAAUAUCGCCGGAGUUCCUAUGUCACUGACGGACACCGCUGGAAUCCGUGACGCUGAGGACUCUUUGGAAAAAGAGGGUGUCGAAAGGGCGAAACGGAAAAUCUUGGAGGCAGAUAUUGUUAUAGCCGUUGUUGACGCCAGCGCUGCAGAAGAGGAGACGAAAUCAAUUCUGAGUGAACUUGAGGAACUAGCUGUGACAUCUUUGCCUGUUAUCGUCGUCAGAAACAAAUCGGAUUUGGUGCAAUGUAAAAAGUUCAGCGCAGUUGAAUCGACAGCUCGAUUAGAUGUUGUCGAUUGUCUAGAGACCUGCGCUCUUACCCCGGAAGGUU
Ostertagia ostertagi is the source of this 535-nucleotide messenger RNA. The record is from the annotation of a GenBank genome assembly. NCBI's taxonomy places the organism in Eukaryota, Metazoa, Nematoda, Chromadorea, Rhabditida, Trichostrongylidae.